Molecule: messenger RNA, 3528 nt
Organism: Symbiodinium pilosum
Lineage: Eukaryota; Dinophyceae; Suessiales; Symbiodiniaceae
Source: the annotation of a GenBank genome assembly
AUGGAGCUGAUCGUCAAGGAAGCUCGAAAAGUAUGGAUCCCAAAUCAUCCAACGCAUGGAUACAGGCCUGGGCAAGUGGAUGAUAAUGCGGACGAGGGUGAUCACUUGCUGGUCAUUGACAUUGAAGGGAAGAAGUUUCAGGUGCCCAAAGCGGAGGCGCUGGCAGUAGACCCAGCAUGCUUGACUGGCGUGGACGACCUUCUCACUCUCGGUGACUUCAACGAACCUGCCUUGCUUCAUAACAUCCGAGUCCGGUACGAAGAGGACAAGAUAUACACUGGCAUUGGCACUCCGAUCCUGAUCUCAGUGAAUCCCUAUCAGAACAUCGAGGGCCUAUACAGUGUGGAGCGAAUGCGGGAAUACAAGCGCUUUGCAGCCAAAGCUCCGAGCCAGGCAGGAGGCGGCUUACCCAUUCACCUCUAUUCUGUCGCGGAUGCUGCAUAUCGUGCGAUGCUGCAAGAGAAGGCGAGCCAGUCCAUUAUCAUCUCAGGCGAAAGUGGAGCUGGCAAGACGGAGGCCACCAAGCGCAUGCUGGCCUACCUCGCUGAACUGCAGUCCUCGAAGCCCCACGACUUAGGACAGCGAACACGCUCGGUUGAGUCGCAGGUUCUGGAUGCCAACCCCGUUCUUGAAGCCUUCGGCAACGCAAAAACUGUGAGGAACGACAACUCAUCCAGAUUUGGCAAGUUCAUUGAAGUGGAGUUUGAUGCCAAUGGGAAGUUGCUCAGCGCACAGAUUUCCAACUACCUGUUGGAGAAAUGCCGCAUUGUGACGCAACAGCCCGAGGAGCGCAAUUAUCACAUCUUCUAUCAGCUGUGCGCUGCCGCCAAGAAGGGUGCUGAUCUUCCCGCGGGGCUACAGCUCCAUGCAGCCGAAGACUUUGAGUACAGCAAGGUUUGUCCCACCAUUUCGGGUGUGGACGACGUUGCGGAGUUUGCCGCAGUCCUGGAGUGCAUGGUCAGCCUGGGUUUCUCCCAAGAGGAGCGCGACACAAUAUUUCGGGUCAUCGCCGCAGUGCUUCAUCUCGGCGAAGCCCAAUUUACGCCUUGUCCCAGAGAAGGACAGGAUGGCAUCUCUGUGGCCAACGACAGCUCGGUAUCCCUCUCGUGUGAGUUGCUGGGCCUUCCUCUGGAGCAAAUGCAGGAUGUCCUCGAGCACAAGACGCUGGAGGACCCGCUGACGAGGAAGAUCAUCCACAUGCAAGAUGCGGCAUCUGCAUCGUUUACUCGCCACUCCAUGGCCAAAGUCAUCUAUGCUCGUCUGUUUGACUGGCUAGUCUGGCGCAUCAAUGAAAGCAUUUGCAACAAAGGGUUGCAGAAGGAUGUCCGAAAAAUCGGCUUGCUGGAUAUCUAUGGUUUCGAAGUCUUUGAGUGGAACUCGUUUGAGCAGCUUUGCAUAAACUUCGCCAAUGAGAAGCUUCAGCAGCAUUUCAAUAUGCACAUGUUCACUCUUGAGCAGCGGCUCUACACAUCAGAAGGUAUUACAUGGGAUCAUAUACAGUACCAGAACAACCAGCACAUCAUCGACACUUUGGAACGCAAACCGCUUGGAUUGUUUUGCUUGAUCGAUUCCGAGUGCUUGAUGCGGUCCGCCACCGAUGCGACUCUUCUUUCCAAGAUUCAGAACUCGUACAAGAACUCCAAUGUCAUCUCUAAGGCCUCCAGAUUUGCAACAACAGAGUUCAAGGUGUCGCACUAUGCCGGCGAUGUGGUUUACAGUGUGGAUACUUUCCUUGAGAAAAACACGGAUAAACUCCAUGCCGAUGUGGUCGCCUUGUUUAAGGAGUCCAAGCUUGAGUUGGUGAAGAAGCUGUUCACUGACCCUCGCUUCUCGCCCGAGGCCAAGCCUGCUGGUGGGCCGCGCCCGCUGCGGCGCCAGACCACGCGCAACAUGGAUGACCAGCGGCGAGAGCGGCAGAACGUGACGGUCAGCAUGAUGUUUCGAGAGCAGCUGGAUCGACUGGUGGAGGAUUUGAACAAGACGAAUCCGCGAUACGUUAGAUGCAUCAAGCCGAAUGCGCUGAAGCAGCCAAACGAGCUGGAUUCUCUGGACGUCCUACGGCAGCUGAGAUGUGCAGGCAUGCUUGAGGCCAUUCGCAUUCGAAGAGCAGGCUAUGCGGUUCGCAGACCUUUUAAAGAGUUCUUCUCAAGAUUCCGCGUCCUUGCCCCGCACUUGGUGGCCGCGGGGUCAGAUCCUGACUACAGGAGCCUCUGCCAACGACUGGUGACUGAGGUUGAGGAACGAGUCUGCAAACAGGGUGUGGCCUUGGAGGAGAAGUCAUGGCAGAUGGGUCAAACACGCGUCUUCAUGAAGGAGGAACUGGAAAGACGCAUGGAGCAAAUGAUUGUUGAGUCUGCCAAGCGGCAGGUGCAAACAAUUCAGCGAUGCUGGCGGGGCUUUGCCCAAAGACGGAAGUUCCAGCAGCUCCGCAAUGCGGCCCUUCAAUUCCAGGCGGCUGCUCGCAUGGCUCUACGUGCCCGGAGCUUCCAAAGCCUACGUUCUGCAGCGCUGGAAGUCCAAGCUUCGCUGAAGGCGAGUUUGGCAUCAGCUCAUCUCCAGAGGCAAAAGAUAGCGGCUACCGAGAUCCAGGCAGCUUUGCGCACGUUCGGGGCUCUUGGGGCACCGCCAGAGCCCAGAGAGGACUUGUCGCCAGGUCCAGCAGCUUCACCUGUGCGUGACCUGGAGACGAGCGUGCGCAAGCUGGAGGCAUCACCAAAGACAGGCCUCGGCACAGUGAACCUGGAUGCCAGCAUCAGGAACGCUGCGCUUAACUUGGGUGGAGGAGGUGCGCUGGACUCGUUGCGGUCUGAGCUUAUGGCAAGACUCGAGGGCGGUGGUCGAGACGCAGGUGUCGAACCUGGGCAUCCGCUUAGCAGCUCACUGCGGCAGGUUGCGGCAGAAGGCCUGUCGUUCAAGGACUCAGCUGUAAAAAACGGAAAGUCACCUGUGCAACGGAUCCCAGACGAGGAGGAAUUUCCCAUGCGGAAGACCAUCAUCAAUCAGCGGAAGAUCAUGGAGCAAUUGCAGCAACAGUUCAAAGAUGCCCUGGAUAAGCCGGACGAGGAUGAGAUCAAGCCUUUGGAGUUGGACGGAGAGGCCAGCCGGGAGCAGAUGCAGCAGCUUCAGGACGAGAUCAAGAAGCUCCGAAGGGACAUCGGGACGCUUAAAGCGAGCCUCAGCAGCUGUCAACAGGAUGGUCAAGCUCGGGCAUUAGAAGCAACCGAGUACCUGGAGCAGGUCAGCUCACUGAAAGCCCAGUUGGAAGACAUCCGCUUCGCACAUAGAGACGAGCUGAAUGUGGAGCGCAAGCAGACUCAGGAUCUGAGGGGCGAGGUCGACAGGCUGAACAAGCGAUUGCAGGACAAAGAAGGUGCCAUGCCGGCUGUUCACUGGCGGUCAGAAGCGGAGCAAGCUGCCAUCAGUUGCCAUGCCGAGAAGGAGAAGUCCAACACACGAGCGGCUGGAAGAGCUGGAGAGAAGCCACAAGAGCUUGGAGCAGCAAAGAUCCAUGCUGAACAAGGCACGUGA